This is a messenger RNA of Ixodes scapularis (black-legged tick), 2652 nucleotides long. RefSeq names its product protein arginine methyltransferase NDUFAF7, mitochondrial. Gene Ontology annotation, cellular component: mitochondrion. The record is from RefSeq and is a predicted model, not a curated record. NCBI's taxonomy places the organism in Eukaryota, Metazoa, Arthropoda, Arachnida, Ixodida, Ixodidae. Gene Ontology annotation, molecular function: protein-arginine omega-N symmetric methyltransferase activity. The transcript is spliced from 10 exons. The coding region runs from base 203 to 1576 and encodes 457 amino acids. Gene Ontology annotation, biological process: mitochondrial respiratory chain complex I assembly.
AAAAAAAAAUAUUAAAUGGCACUACAGCUGAUGGAUGCGCUCGAGGCGGGGUGCGACGACUGAUAACCGCGUAACGCCGACGUUAGAUAACCAGAUAAGGGGAAAAAACGCUCUGGUUUCACUUUAUCACUGAACUUACGCUGGGGCUUGCUGUCUCCUAUACAAAGCCUGAAAAAAAAACAUCCUCGGAAGGGGUCGGACGAUGAGCGCAAUGGCAGCACGCGCGGCGUGCAAACUUCUACGAGGGACUAACUUUGUCCUCCGGAGAGAGAUUCACAGCAAAACUCCUACGAUUGACCCAGGUAUCGCAAAGCAGCUGAGUAAACGCUCCAUGGUGAUCGAAGCUCAGGCCAAGUCGGCUGAGACCAGGCUGUUGCAGCAACUGAGGUCAAGGAUCCUUGCCACAGGACCCAUCACCGUGGCAGAGUACAUGAAGGAGGUGCUCACAAACCCAAUGUCGGGCUACUACAUGCACAGGGACGUUUUUGGAAGCUCGGGAGACUUCACCACGUCGCCGGAGAUCUCUCAGAUGUUUGGUGAGCUGGUCGCAGUGUGGUUCCUAAAUGAGUGGGUCAAGGCGGGCAAGCCCAAACCACUCUACAUCGUGGAACUUGGUCCGGGACGAGGUACUCUCUCCGACGACAUGCUUCGGGUGUUCUCCAAGUACAGCGAUGCCAUGGAGGUGGUGUCUCUGCACUUGGUGGAGAUCAGCCCCCAUCUGAGCCAGGUGCAGGAGCUCAAGCUGUGCGGCACGGUCAGUGUGGUCAAGGACGUCCUCGACCACAGCCCGGUCACCCUGCGCCUGCCCGUCAAGAGCGACUCCGAGGAGGUGACAUACAAGCAGAGCAUCACCAAGCACGGGGUGCCCGUGGGCUGGUACCGGCACCUGCACGACGUGCCGCGGGGCUUCUCCUGCUUCGUGGCCCACGAGUUUCUGGACGCGCUGCCCGUGCACAAGUUCCAGCGGACCCCCGAGGGUUGGCGGGAGGUGUUCAUCGACCUCGACGACGGUCCGGGACCCCACCACCUGCGCUACGUGCUCUCCCGCGGCCCCACCCCGGCCAGCUUCUUUGCAGACGUUGUUGGUGAGAAGCGAGACCACGUCGAAGUGUGCCCGGAAGCCGGCGUCAUUGCGCAGGAACUGGCAAGCCGGAUGCACGAACACGGCGGCUGCGGAUUGGUUGUCGACUACGGACAUGAUGGAACCAAGACGGACACAUUCCGGGCAUUCAAGAACCACACCCUCCAUCCGGUCCUUUCCGAACCGGGCACUGCGGACCUGACAGCCGACGUGGACUUCUCGUACCUCAAACGGAUCCUUGCCGGGAAAGCGCUGACGUUUGGCCCCGUGACGCAAGAACAGUUUCUCAAGAACAUGGGCAUCAACAUACGCCUUCAGAAGUUGCUGGACAACUGCCAGGACGCCAACCUCCGUCAGGAGCUGCUUUCCGGCUACGACAUGCUCACCAACCCCGAGAAGAUGGGCGAGCGCUUCAAGUUUUUCGGCGUGUUCCCCUUGGACAUGCAAAAACCUCUGGAGACACACCCGCCGGCCGGAUUCUUUGCCCCUUCCUGAUUCGCUCGUCGACUCGAAAGAGCCGACGCCGCGUCCACUCGCCGUGGCAGCUGCCACCUGUACUCCGUUUUGUGUUGCACUGGACCACAGCGGAUGCUGCGAGCCAUUCCAGCAAAUCGAGUGACACGAGAAUGCCGUGCAACUGUGUCGCUGCACUUUUUCCGAGGGCUUGAAUGGCGCUGUGCAUCCUCUGCAUUUCUGUGGUUCUUCAUAAGGCGAAAUGGAUAACAAGGCUUCGAGUUUCGUUCCUACUUUUUCGAAAAUUUUUCUUUUAUAGGAGGGGUCAGUUAGAAGUUUUUCUCGCAAUGUCUGAAAGCUACGGCAAAACGGCUUUUUCCAAGAGUAGGAGACUGUUUGCGGAACGGUCAACGACUGCUUUUUUUGUUAUGUGUAAAAGGUUCCUUCGUUAAUUGGUGACCUAAACUCUGCUGGUUAGGGUUUCGAGCUCAAACAGAAACGGUGUCUACGCUUACGGGCACUCGCUCAAAAAGAAGGUGCCAAAAGUAGUCGGAAAAAUAGCGAGAUCCAUUCGGUUAAAAUCCCAUGGAAUAAUAGGUUAAGCUUUACCCCAAGAAAAGCUUUAAUUUGGAGGCAAAAAAAAAAAAAAAAGUAGUUCUAUAGGGCUGGUGCUUAUGAAGUAUUUUGAUGGAAUUCGCCUAUAAUCCACCGGUGCAGAGAUCGCUGGUGCCAGGAUUUUGGGAUAGUGCACCUGCCGAUCACCUCCGGCGCUUUUUCUAAGUCUGCAACUGCGGCUCUCUAGGUUUUCUAGCAUCGAAAACCAAGUUUGCCAAGUGUGACCGAGACAAGAGGCGAGAAGUGACCUGUGAAAAGACGGCCAGUUUGUUUUGGUGAAGAUUCCGUUCAGAGCUCCCAGUGGAUGCUUUUCUUGUUUUUAGUAUUGGGUUAGGUAGAUCAGAUUGAGGAGAUGGUCCAGAUGCAGUCUACACACAGUUUUACUCGGUACACAUUUAUUGUCCAAUGUUUUUCUUUAUUACACAAAUAUACAAUUCUCAUUGGAAAUGUUUCCAUUCCAGACCUGCUAAUUGUAAAGUACAAAAUAAAAUGUUUAUAUAGUA